GGCGCGCGCGAGUUGAGAGAUUUAGGUUGGAUUACGUUAGGUUAGGUAGGAAAAUUCCGCGAGCGAAGCGGACUCGGACGGAGUCUUCGCACCUGUUCCCUGUUCGGAGCAGUCGCGAAGAAAACAUCAACCAGACGUAGAUAUAAUUGUCGGUUAUAUAUAGAGAGUGAACUCAAGCUAGUCGCGACCCAGGGGAUCGCGAUUCCGCGAUCGCUCCGAUUUCGUCGAUCCGCACGCGAUGCUCGGGAAAGCGUGCAGCGUCGCGAUGCUGCGAUAGCGAGGGCUGCCUGAUAGAUCGUCGCGUCAACCGUAAAGGGGCACAUGGAUGCGACCAACGGGCAGAAGCCCCUUGUGGGGCAACCCUCCACCGGGGGAACAUCUACCUCCUCUGAUAAAGGUAAGGAGUGGCAAAUGGAGUUGCUGAUGGAGAAGCUGCGUUCCAAAGCCUCCACAUUUAAGCCUUUAGUGGAGACAGCCAAGAACAUGCGUAUGGCCAUGGAUAAGAGAUUCGCAAUUGAUAGUGUGGAGAGGAAUCAGUUGCAGAAAUGUUUGGACACUCUACAACAUUCUAUCAAAGUCACUUCCUUUCAAUCCAUGGUGGAGCGUCUAGAAAGCUUAGCAAGACAAUUGGGAUUAAAGUUCAUGAUGUCUGGUCCUCCAGGCACAGAAAUAUUUAUAUCCUCUGACAUGUUUUUCUUGGAAGUUUUGUUGGAGCCGUCAGGACUUGUUAGGGAUGUCAAGAUCCAUCACGAGGGAAAAAGCGAGCAACAGAGCUGCGAAGCGCUUGCGUCAGCUUUGUCGCGCGGCGACUUUGUUGAUUUCACUACACAACUUGAAGGAUUGGCAUCGAUAUAUCAGCUGAAUGCCGACAAAAAAGUAAAGUGCAAGGCAUUCAGCGCUCUGCAAUCUCUUGAGGCUGAUCUAGGUGUUCUAGCGCAGCUACAAACAUUUAUGAAGGAGCCGUUCAAUCUGGUUCACAAAAGUCCUGUUGGAAUUCUGGAAAGAAGGAGAGGCGGCCACCCGAUGAAAUUGACAUAUUUUGUUUCGCCAUACGAUUUAAUCGACGAAGAGAAUCGUACUUACGACGCUUUGAAUCCUGAUGUCAUCAUUAAACGGAAAAUCGGUCAUUCGGUGACUGUUUGUAUGGAAGGUUCGAUGGGUCACAAGCUACCUACAUCCAGUAUCAUAACUGUAAAUAGAAGUCCCACGGGCAAGAGUACACCUUCAUACGCUUCGUUGACCAGCACAAAUUCUUCUAUGCUGCCUGCCUGCUUCGUGCUAAAACUCGGCAAAAAAAUGCCAAUUUGCAUGGAACUGGUGAGGAGAAUACAGAAAGUCACGGAGCUUGAUUGCGGUGAUAUUUCCGCGCCACAUCCGAUGCUCAGUCUGAUAAUACAGCAUGCAAGUGAUGGUCAACUGGACUGUCGCAAUAACAAGGGUCUAUACGUGACUCUACCAGAUCAGCAGCAUUGCUACUUUAUGACAGAGAACAAAAACAUGGAAGGCGUGCUGGUAUGCAGCAUUCCGUUCACGCAUCCUGCGCACGUUCCGCAAAUCUUGGUAUAUCUGCGACAGCAGGCGCUGUUCAAUUGCCUAAUUGCGAGCUGCGUACGACCUAUGGCACGACAGGAUCCCGAACAUACAACCAUACUCGAAGUAAGUGCUCUUUCGUGGCAGCACAUCAGCGUGAGUGUAGAACACCCGUACGAGGAAACGAUGGCUACCGCGGAAUUGGACCUGACAGAUAUAUCGGCGCUCAAGUGUCGGCUAUAUGGUGUAAGCAUGACGACGAACGCGGAACAGACGUCGGAUCUCAGCGGCAGAGUACUACAACGCUGUCUCAGCAUACCGUUAACCAUGCGAACGUUGCUAAAGAUCUGGGAGGGUCGUUCCUUACCCGUGGUAAUGAACAAUCUGACCGGUGGCAGUGGUAGCGGCAACGGAAGCUACAAUCUCAAUCUAGGAUCCGGCGGUAAGGACCAAACCGGGCAAAAUGGCACUGCAUCCGGCAUGCCGGAUUUUACGAAUGGCGAGACGAAAGUGAAGCAAGAGCCCGGCUUGAACAACAGCAGCAAUGGAUGUAUGGGUAGCAGACAAACUCAACAGCAGCAAUCAUCAUCGUCGCAUCAAUUACAACAACAGCAACAGCCUUUUUUAGAUGCCGGAACGGAAAAUAGUAUCGGUUUUCCGUCGUAUUCCGGCCAAUCCGAUACGACGACGAUGACGAUGACGUUAGGCACCACUGGAACAAACAAUGCCACUGCUUCCAUGUUAAACCCAUUGCAGUUGGGCGCGCUGUUGGGACAGGCGAAGAACUCUCUGACGGGUAAUUCGAACGAACGCGGUAAGAAAACGCGAAAGAGAAAGACCGGUACAGACGGUCUCUGGCGUAGUCCGAAACGAAAGGGCGACGGAGGAAGUGGAGAUAGUGGCGCCGGCGCAGAAAUUUUACUGGAGAGCUCGAGUUCGGAGAAUUCGACGCCGUUGGGAACUCCCACGGGCGGCAGAGAAAAUCUCACAUCGGAAACCAGAACAUCCACGCCGACUUCAGCCGCCAGUUUGGCGAGUGGCAUGGAUUUUUCAAAUCUGGAUACUACCGAUGUACUUGGUACCGAUAAAAGCGCCUCAGAUUAUGAUCUUGACAAUUCGGAGCGAGACAGCGAGAUCGUAGAGGUGCAGCAUACUAGCACAGAACAGCAGCAAGAGAUGGAAGAAUUAACAAAGACACGCGAGUCCUCGUCGACGCGCAAGUCAAAGAAGAGUCGAAGCAGUGGCGGUAGCGAGGAGAAGAAGUCGAGUCCAACAAGUAUAUUCGUUGACGAGACAUCGACGAAUACAAAUAACAGCAACAAAGGUCUCCCGGUGCCACCAUCAGUAAGUAUCACCCCUAUCUCAUGCAGUAAUCUGGAUCAAGCGAGCACUACCAACUAUAACUCCGUAUUGACGGGUAUGGGUUUGGAAAGGAGGCCCGGCAUUGAAAUCAUACCCAUCACUUCUUCGCCAUCGCAGACCAGUCUACCAAGUUCGAUUACUAUCACGCCGAUUGCCGGGCCGGCGCCCUCGUCGAAGAACACGACGGAAGAACGUCAGCGAAGCGAACGGAAAAGCGGCGGGAAGAGCAGCGGUGGCAGCGGCAAAAGCAGCUCUGAAGAUAAUAAUAAAAGCAGCGGAAACAAGUUGGAAAAACGGCGGAAACGCAAACGGGAGGAUAGUCCAAUGGGUCCGCCGGACAAAGUGCCAUCGAGUGGCAAACAGCAGCAGGACCCGCUUUCGAAACCAGUAUCAGUGACCAUCAAACCGAGCACCGAGCAAUCACCGCCUAGCAGUGGCGGUCUGAGCUGUCCAUCAUCGCGACCCACAUCACCCGCGGCAGUAAGAAAGUUUAGUCCGUCGCCGACGCAUCCGAGUUCGCUGGCCACGCUCGUAGGUAAAUCCAGUCCUACCUUGAAAGCAGGUCAAUCGGCAGCUGUGGCGGCCUGCGGUGGCAAAUCAGUGCAGAGUCCGAAGCACUCGCCCGUCUACAGCAGCAGUCCGAAACACAAUACAUCGAACGCGGUACCGGUGGUACCUAUGUCAGUUCCAAUGUCGCUAUCCGUGUCCACGAUACCUAAUACAGUACCAUCUGUCGCGGUGUCUGUACCGGUACCGGCAAAUGCCAGCCCGAAACACGGCAGCAUCUCGUCUCCAAAACAUGGAAGUUCAGCCGCUAGCAGUGGCAAGCCAAGUAUGUCCGCCCUGAAGUCGGCGGCAAACUCGCCGUCCAGUAAGAGCGGCGGAUCUUCCGACGCGACGGCAACUCCGUCCAAGAUAAAAUCCUCUUCCUCCUCUUCUUCGUCCUCCGGCAAGGAAUCCUCCAGUCGCGGAGACAAGGAGAGACGAGCGUCAUCCGUCGGCUCGUCCAGUAGCUCGGCUAGCGGCCAUCAGAGUCCCAAAACUAAGUCGUCAUCCAGCGCAAAGCUAAAGCAACUGGAGAUGAUUCCACCGGGCGAAGCCGCCCAGGUUUCUUCUCUGCCGUCCGUUGGUAAUAGCGGUGGCAAUACCCCGCCUUCCGGGCAGGCCGAUGCGGCAAGUAAAUCUGCGAUCGCGGCCCAGCAGGCGCGGAAUCGCAAAAGUUCCCUCAAUGCCGUGAUCGAUAAGUUGAAAAACGCGCAGCACUGCACCGAACCCGAUGGCUGUGGUAACGGUAGCGGUAACGCAAAGAGCAGCGCAUCUACCAAUCUUGGUGGUGGCGGUAGUGGGGGAAUGAGCGGACAGAAAGAGAAGAAUAUCAGUGGCGGUGGUUCAUCAAGCAGCAAUAAAUCUGUCGUCGAGGGAGGAAAGUCUUCUUGCGUCGCCAAAAAUUCAUCCGCAGAUACGAAGAAUCCCGCGUCCGAAUACAUGGUGAAGCACAGCUCGGAUGGCAUCAAGAUCACCAUCAACAAAACUCGCACCAAGGACUCUAAGCAGUCGGCUGCUAAUCAGAAGCUAUCGUCAUCUUCCUCGUCAGGUACGAUGACAGCUGCUUCAUCUUCGGGUACUUCGUCGUCGUCCAUGUCUUCCUCGUCAUCCGGCAAUGUCGUCGGUGGCAGCAACGGUUCGCCGAAGACGCACACGGGUCUUAAGCCUGGCGUGAACUCUGGACCGGCAUCGAAGAAGCCGCAAACAUUGCAGACUCCGCAAAAAUUGUUAUCCACGAAGAUGAUGUUGGCUACCGGUGGUUUGAAAUCGACCACCUCGAGCGUGAUGAACGCUAGCAGUGGCGCGGGUAUGGCGGGCGUGACCGCGUCCGGAGGAAACUCUCUAUCGAAAAGCAGUUCCUCCAAAACUACCGGUUCGCCGAAGACGAGUAGCUCCGUGGCGACUGAUCUGAGCCGCGGUCGCGACAAACCCAGGAUACCCAAAUCUAGCGACAAGGGAGUAUUCGCAUCAAAAAGCCUCGGCGACGCAAGGAAAUCGAGUCCAUCUGCUCUGCGCGAGGAGAGCGAUAGCGAGCGUGCGUUCAAGUUGCUGGCCGCGCACGCGUCCAGUCUACCGCCGAGUUUGCCGCCCCAGUUAGUGAUGGAGGGUCUGAUGAAGCAGCUGGACACUAAAUUUCAGAUACCGAAGCUGUCGGCUCGAGCAAACAUCACGGAUAGCGUCGACAAGAGCAAGUCAUCGGAUAAGCUGCCGAUGCUGCCCGAUUCCGCCAAGCAGAUUCUCGACGGUAUGAAACAGGAAUCGGGCAAGUUAAGUUUGUCCAACGUUUCCACGUCGAAAUCGUCGCUAACGGACGACCAAUCGAGACGGGACCAUCCGCAGACAAAGCCGGACUCCGGCGCGAUGUCUCUAAAUCUCAUUGCAGAAAACGCCGGUGGUCUCAUGCUACCUCCGCAAACAACCGUUGAUUCGGACGUACCUACGAAUCUAUGCAUUCAACCAAUGGUGGACAACGAGUCGUCCCGCAAUGACUCCUGCAAGGAACUCGGCAUGAGACAAACAUCGACCGGUCAACAGUAUCUCCUCGGCAAAAUCGAUGACACGAGCGGCAGUGGGAUUCUAUCCAAGAGUAACAUUCCCGAUCAAUUAGCAUCGUCCAAGCCUUACACGCCGAGUUCCAGCGUUUCGACAGUCUCGUCGAGUGGCAGUUCCCUCGUCGAGAGUUUGAAUCUGAGUACUAAGUCGUUCGAGCAGACGACUUUGCAAGUCAAAUACAACAUGAUUGCCGCCGAAGAAAAGAAACCGCAGCAGACAGUGUGCGGUGCGCCCUCGUCCGUCUCGACAUCGUCGAUAUUUUCGUCGUUAAGCGGCGUCGCAACCACUUCCGACGACAAUGCCAGUGUCAUGACGUCAUCCGACGGCAGCGGCGACCAAGAGGCGGCGGCGGCGGCAGCCGCAGAGAUGCUGCUGGACUUUUCCGCGGCGAGCAAGGACCCGAUGACCAAGGGCGGUCAUGGCAUCCCGUCGACCUUGGCUCACCUGACGACGAUACCGGAGCGAGCGAUGUCGCAGGUGACGCCGGUGGUGCGUCGCAACACGCCUCCACCACCGCCGCCCCCACCCCCGCCACCACCGUUGCCGUUGCCGGCUCCCUUUCCGCCCGCUGCCAGUCCAUCUGUCAGUGUGCACAUCGUCAAGAGUCCGGCUCCGAGUCCUCGCGUGAUUCCACCCUCUCCUCAUUCCUCCGCAUCACCCUGUAUCACCGACGACGAGCUUAUGGACGAGGCGCUGGUCGGUAUGGGCAAAUGAAGAUUACUUAAAUUAUAAAAAUGAGAAUUUUCAGGUUUGAGAGGCUUAACUGAUUUUACAUUCAGUUAUAAAUGAGGAAUAUAUAUUAAGGUAGGAUACCAUUUAUUAGAUAGUCUUAUGUUAUAUUUUACGAAAUCGUGUUUACUUAAAACAUUUGAAUGUAAGGAUAAACAGAUAAGCAAGACGUAUUGUGUGACGUAUUAUUUUGUAUAGGAAACUUCUUUAACUUGAUCUGAACGUGCUAUUAAUUACUUUUUAAUUACUUAUUGACUACUUAUCAAUACUUUAAUCUUAAUUUUAACGUGCAAACUGUCUCGCAAUUGUCAUUUGUGUUAUUAAACAAGAAUUCUGUCUUUCUUGACCGAGAAAUUUUUAUUAUCUCCAUAUAACAUCAUACAUAAUAUUGAUAUGAUAUCGAUAUAUGAUAUCAGACACGAUAUCGAGGAAACGAUAUUGAUACC
Molecule: messenger RNA, 6665 nt
Organism: Cataglyphis hispanica
Lineage: Eukaryota; Metazoa; Arthropoda; Insecta; Hymenoptera; Formicidae
Gene: MED1
Product: mediator of RNA polymerase II transcription subunit 1
Exons: 9
Coding region: 322-6204 (1960 amino acids)
Biological process (GO): regulation of transcription by RNA polymerase II
Cellular component (GO): mediator complex
Molecular function (GO): transcription coregulator activity
Source: RefSeq, a predicted model, not a curated record